AUGAUCGCCAAGUGCAUGCAGAAGCAGGACGGAGGCUCGGUGAAGGCCGCCUCCCGGCUGGUCUUCAAAGCAGUCCAGAUCCUGCAGGGCGCGCCAGGACACAGUACUCCACACGCCGAGAACUUCCCAGCUAAGAGCUGGCUCUUGCCCAUCGUGUAUACCCCUGGUGCCCUCAGAGAGCAGGCACAGAAUCAGAGCUUGAAUGAAUCUAUGGAACGAAAAAGGGAGGAGGAAAGCAGAGACUCCCCACCACACGAAGACCACAAAAACUGCCCUGCUGUGAGCCGCUGGCCACCUGCCCACACCCUCUGGGGAAGCAGCGGCAAGGCGGCAGACACCUGGGCCCUGGCGGGGCAGCAGGCCGAGAGAGCAGGGCAGAGGGCAGCGGCCGAGGAGGACGGUGUUCCGGGAGGAGCCUGCCAGCCCCUCCGGCGGGUCCCUGUCCUGAGGAGUCCCCACAGCUCCGUCGCCUGCUCUGGUAUUUGCCAUGACUCCCCCCGGGACGCGUUCGGUGGAGUCACCGGAAAGCCCCACCUCGGAGCCUUUGCCUGCUGUCCCCUCUGCCUCCCAGUGACCAACCGUUUGGUUUGCUCGGGACUGAGGGCUUUGGGGAUUCUGGACUUUAAAGCUGGGAACCGGGGACAGAUUGGUCAUCGUCCUCGCUCCCCCAUCCUCAUUCGGGUCUGGGUCCACUAG
This is a messenger RNA of Rangifer tarandus platyrhynchus (Svalbard reindeer), 696 nucleotides long. NCBI's taxonomy places the organism in Eukaryota, Metazoa, Chordata, Mammalia, Artiodactyla, Cervidae. The record is from the annotation of a GenBank genome assembly.